This is a messenger RNA of Penicilliopsis zonata CBS 506.65, 798 nucleotides long. RefSeq lists its product as hypothetical. The transcript has 2 exons. The coding region runs from base 1 to 798 and encodes 265 amino acids. The record is from RefSeq and is a predicted model, not a curated record. Gene Ontology annotation, biological process: regulation of transcription by RNA polymerase II. NCBI's taxonomy places the organism in Eukaryota, Fungi, Ascomycota, Eurotiomycetes, Eurotiales, Aspergillaceae. Gene Ontology annotation, cellular component: nucleus.
AUGGGCGACGGGACCGAUUACCCAAGUCCACGAAGCGAAGAUACAGGCGGACCUACCACGAUUCUUGUUCCUCCCCCUUCUCGAAACAUCCUCCCUACCUCUCCCAAGAUGACCGACCAGAUGGCCUCUGGGUUUGUGGACGCGGCGCGUCCUCGCCUGUCGCUCAGGAGAGCGCGCGACCCUCCCAAAAAUGCCACCGGCCAGAUCUUCUGCGAUCAUGCUGACUGCCAGCCCUCGCCUCCAACCUUUCGUCGCCCAUGUGAAUGGAAUAAACACAUGGAUAAACAUGAUCGACCCUACAAAUGCAUGGAACCCGGCUGCGACAAGGUGCAAGGCUUUACCUACUCCGGCGGUCUUCUGAGACACCAGCGCGAAGUCCACAAGAAAAACGUCAGUGCAAAGAAACCUCUCAUGUGCCCGUAUGCCGAUUGCAACCGCAGCACCGGACACGGCUUCACGCGUCAGGAAAACCUGAAGGAGCAUCUUCGGCGUCGCCAUAUGCACAGUGAGAAUGGCGCCUCGCCCGAACUCCCCGUCGUUCCCACCGCCGAGUUGGAAAUCCUUACCUCGUCCUCGUCACUGCCCAGACCUGCGCCGCCCCUGAAACGCAAACGUGAUUCCACCGACGAAACGUCGAACGGAUCGAUACUAGACGAAGAGGAAGCCGGUGUCGAUCUGCGCAGCGAGGUCAAGCGGCUCCGCAAUGAAGUCAAGGAGAAGGACCGCCGGCUCGAGGAACUAGAGAAGACCGUUGCUGGUCUGCAGCAGGCGCUUUCACAACCGACUCCUGCCGCUUGA